This is a messenger RNA of Owenia fusiformis, 1381 nucleotides long. NCBI's taxonomy places the organism in Eukaryota, Metazoa, Annelida, Polychaeta, Sabellida, Oweniidae. The record is from the annotation of a GenBank genome assembly.
AUGUCCCCUCAAAUGACAAAUCUCUGGGGAGAGAACAUACACGUCGAUAAAAAAGCCAAAAUUACUGCAUGGGUGAAAUCUAUAGGUGGCGCCCUUGUCAUACUUUUAAGCAUCAUGAUAGUGUUGCUCUUGAGCAUCAUAGGCAUACAAGGAACAUUCCUCUUAUCACUGGGUGUAUCAGGAAUUAUAGGUGGCGUGCUAAUCCUCGUUGAUGGGGUGUUGGGUUUUACGCCAGUGAAAGUCGACUGCUGUAAGACAUUGCUACUUAUUGUGUUUUGCAUGGUUCUUAUUGGACUUCACGUCACAAGCUGUUAUUUCAAUUUUGUAGAUAACAGAAUGCACAUCCUGGACGAGUACAGGCCCCACUUUAUAUUUUUGAUCACUUUACAGAUUUUAAUAAUCUUCAUUGGGAUGGUGCUGUUCUGGACAUUCCUUAUAUCAUCAAGUAUAACAUUUCCAAACAUGUGUACAACUGCAGCUGGCGAUAAGGUUGAACAGUUAGAAAAUAUUCCAAGUGAUAAGGAAAACACUUCAAGUGAUAAGGAAAACACUUCAAGUGAUAAGAAAAACACUUCAAGUGAUAAGGAUAAAUACAACCAAACUGGAAUUAAUAUUGGAAAUAACACAAAUGACCCAACAUCUACAAAUCCAAUUUUUAGCAUCACUGUGGCAUCAACAGCAAACCAUCCAUUCUUGUGAUCUAAAUUGGAUAUUUGACCUUCUGUUUGCAGAACAUUCACACAAAAUAGAGUAUAAUUUUGUCAUUCUUCAUGCAGCCUGAACUUGUCAUUUGUAUUAGUACAAUGAAUGGAUGGAUGACUGACCCUACUCCAUCUAGACAUCAUGGGAUUCAUUCGCAAUCUUUGUUAUUUCAAAGGGACCUUUUGCACAAACACAAGAAUUCAAUUGGCAAACUUACAUUGUGAAACAAGGAAAUCAUGAAAAUGCCACAAGAAUGGUGAGGCAGAUUAUGAGGCAGGUGAGGCAAAAUGUCUCAAGAAAAUUUACAGAAAUUGAUUUAUUGAUACAUUUUUAAAGUGAAACUGAAUAUUCCAAUGGUAAUUUUAAUUACCACUUGACUUUAAUGGCACACCAAUUUAAAUUUGCCUAAUAAACUAAAUUUGCCUUUCCUAUUUUAAUUUGCAUCACCUACUCUUCCCGACAACACCUUUAAAACCAUAUGAAGAAUUCAACACUUACGGAAUGCAUCAGGUGAUCCAACUGCAGAGAAGACGUAUGCGAGGAAAUGUAGACGGACUUGAAUCUCAUCCCUGUGUGUGUAGAUGUAGUGAGACCUCUCUCUGUUCUGUAGCACCUCAACGUAAUAAACCAAAUCUUUAAAGAAAUACUGCAUCAUGUUCAGUUCCUUUUCAGCCCACCU